Molecule: messenger RNA, 1381 nt
Organism: Oryza brachyantha (malo sina)
Lineage: Eukaryota; Viridiplantae; Streptophyta; Magnoliopsida; Poales; Poaceae
Product: GDSL esterase/lipase At5g45910-like
Exons: 5
Coding region: 24-1226 (400 amino acids)
Molecular function (GO): hydrolase activity, acting on ester bonds
Source: RefSeq, a predicted model, not a curated record
AUCAUCAGUAAUCACCGUACGUGAUGGACCUUGCCGUUUUCAUGCAUCCCCCCAGAGCCCAAAUCAUGGAGCACUCAACCAGCUCCAACAAAGUGAUUUUCCAUCUCCUCUUCUUCCUCCUCCCGAUCCUUGGAUGCGCACGUUAUGCUCAGGCGAGCUCCGGCCACCCCAAGAUCGAGGCCAUCUUCAGCUUCGGCGACUCGUACACCGACACCGGCAACUUCGUCAGGCUUGCGGCGGCGGCGCUGACUGUCAUCCCUUACAACAGCCUCCCCUACGGCGAGACCUUCUUCGGCCACCCCACCGGCCGAGCCUCCAAUGGCCGCCUCGUCGUCGAUUUCAUCGCCGAGAAGUUUGGUGUCCCUUUCGUGCCCCCGUAUCUUGGCCAGGUGAAGAACUUCACCUAUGGCGCUAACUUCGCCGUCAUCGGCGCCACGGCCCUUGAUCUUGCCUUCUUCCAGAAGAACAAUAUCACCGGCGUCCCUCCGUUCAACAGCUCAUUGACUGUGCAGCUCGAUUGGUUCCACAAGCUCAAGCCUACAUUGUGCUCGACAGCCCAAGGAUGCAAAGAGUACUUCGAGAAAUCGCUCUUCUUCAUGGGAGCGUUCGGUGGAAACGAUUACGUCUUCCUCUUGGCCGCCGGCAAAACCGUUGACGAAGUCAUGUCUUACGUGCCAAAGGUUGUCGAAGCCAUCUCUGCCGGCGUUGAGGCAGUGAUUGAGGAUGGAGCCAGAUACGUGGUGGUGCCCGGUCAGGUGCCGAUAGGCUGCCUCCCUAUCGCCCUCACGAUGUACGCGAGCCCCAACAAGACGGACGACUACGACGGCGGCACCGGCUGCCUGAGGCGGCUCAACGAGCUCGCCGGCCACCACAACGCGGCGCUGGCCGCGGCGGUGUCGCUGCUCCGGAGCAAGUACCCGGCGGCCGCCAUCGUCUUCGCCGACUACUACCGGCCGGUGACCAGGUUCCUGCAGAAGCCCGGCAAAUUCGGGUUCAGCGGCUCGUCGAGGCUACGAGCGUGCUGCGGCGGCGGCGGCGGGGGGCAGUACAACUACAACGCGACGGCGGCGUGCGGCCUCCCCGGCGCGAGCGCGUGCCGGGACCCCGCCGCGUCCAUCAGCUGGGACGGCAUCCACCUCACGGAGGCCGCCUACGCGCGCAUCGCCGCUGGUUGGCUGCACGGCCCCUACGCGCAUCCGCGCAUCUUGGCGGCCGAGAGGCCAUAGCGCCGUUGACAUGCUGUCCCACGACUCCACGAGCACCUGUCCAGAUCUUUUAUAUUGUACUACUCCCUGACAUAUCAAUCUCAUAUACUACUACAAAAGACUCUAUUUGUAUUUUUUUUAUGAUGAAUAACCCAGCUUUGAUUUCAAAAGAAGCU